AUGACUGUUCCCAAAAAGUCUCCUGGCUGUUCGCUCCAAUGGAACACAGUCGGUACGACUAUAGCAGGUGCUGUGAAUGGUGCUGAUGGUGUUACACUUGAUCGACUCAAUCGUCCUUUUGAUGUCUUUUUGGACUCGGUCAAUACAAUCACUAUCGCUGAUACUAUUAAUAACAGAGUCGUGAGAUGGACAAUCGGUGCUGCCGCCGGUGUAACGGUUGCUGGUCAAGCAAAUGGAGUAGCCGGAGCAGGUGCAGCGCAGCUUGAUGCUCCUACUGGUGUCUUUGUCGACGAAACCAGUACGGUCUCUGUGGUAGAUAAUAAUAAUGAUCGAGUUCAAUCCUGGCCAUCCACUGCAAUUCAGGGCACAAAUAUUGCUGGUGUAGGAGGACUUGGGGAAGCAACCAAUCAGUUUAAUGGCCCAUUUGGUAUUGCACGUAAUCCUACUUCAAAAGUAUUUUACAUCAGUGAUUCUGGAAAUAAUCGCGUGAUACAAUACGCACAAAAUGCAGCAGUUGGUACUGUCGUUGCCGGCGGUAAUGGAGCAGGAAAUGCCAACAAUCAGUUGAAUGAUCCACGUGGUAUCUUUUUUGAUUCAACAUCAAAUAGUUUAAUAAUCACUAACAGUGGCAGUAACAAUAUCGUCCGUUGGGUCAUUGGAGCUACUACACGAGCAGUUCUUGCAGGUAGUGCUGCCGGAGCGGCUGGUGCUACAGCAGCAUUACUAAAUUCUCCUACUGGUGUAACACUUGAUGCUGCUAAUAAUUUGUAUGUGUCCGAUACUGGAAACAAUCGUAUACAGUUGUUUAAGGCUGGUGAAACUAAUGGUAUCACAAUUGCAGGUCUAGCUGGACUACCUGCUACUGAUUCCUCUUCAUUACGUGGUCCUUCUGCUGUUAAAGUCGACUCUCAAGGUAAUUUAUACGUGGCUGACACAAACAAUAACAGAAUACAAAAAUUUACAUGCAUCCAAGGUUAA
This is a messenger RNA of Rotaria sp. Silwood2, 978 nucleotides long. NCBI's taxonomy places the organism in Eukaryota, Metazoa, Rotifera, Eurotatoria, Philodinida, Philodinidae. The record is from the annotation of a GenBank genome assembly.